GAUAGCACAAUGCCUAAAUGUUUUCACUAGCUCGUAGUGUGACUAGUCAUCUGGACUGUGAAGCAGCGAGUUAGUGUCAGCUGCUGCAACGGUUACCGUGAUGUCUUAUCAGCUAACCGCAGAGCAGCAGCGAAAGAUUGAAGAGAACAGAAGGAAGGCUUUGGAGAGAAGAGCCGAGAGACUUGGACAGACUGUCAACACCAAGAAGCAGAGCUCACCAGGCUACAACAGCACAUCAGUAAAUGUAUUUCAGCCCCCUAAACCGAGCGCUCCUACAGGUCCUGUAACCAUUAGUCAUCACAGAGAAACCAAUGCACCAAAACGGUUUGUUCCACCUUUCAAAAAAGACCUACAAAGCUUCAAUAAUGAAAACACAAAGUUAUCUGGCAAUGGGAAACGAAUCAGUCCGAGUACCCCGCACAAUUCUGCUUCUUCGAGACAGACACAAGUUAUUGACCCACUUCCUCUGCCAAAAGGCCAACAUGUGAACAGCCCUGUCUUGCCCAGUGGAGGAAGCUUUGGUGUGAAGACAUCUCAGACCAAACCAAACCCUGCUUCCAAUAGCUCUGGUGGUGCAGAUGGCUCAUUCUACAAACAACCAAAUAAACUUGCCCAAAGUCCUGUAGCACGGCUCCCCACAAACUCUGCAACUUUGAAUCCUGUACCCUCAAAAAAACCUGCCAUUUCUGUGAGAGGAAAGUGUGUACCUCACACAGAGGAUCGUUUCAGAGUAGAAGUCAGCUACCAUGCAGAGCUUAUUGCUGUUUUCAAAUCCAUCCCCUCCAAGAACUAUGACCCUGCCACAAAGACGUGGAGCUUCAGUCUGGAGGACUACCAACAGCUAAUGGAAGAAGCAGCAUCUAUUCCUUCUGUAUCUUUGAAGCCUCUGGAGGGAAUGGAUGCAGUGGACAUGGCAGCAGCCACCAGCCUAGCUCGUGACGGAGCAGCACUGGGGGCUCUGCUGAAGCUAUGUAACGGCUGGCAGAAACCUGGGGUAUCUCUGCAGGGCCAAUGCCUCCUGGUGUCUAGGACAAAGUUUGAGGUUGACAUCGGGUUCCAUGUCGAUGUCAUUGGAGCAUUCAAGCAAAUGCCAACAAAGAACUAUGACAUGAAAACAAGAAAGUGGAGCUUUUCACUUGAGGAUUACAAGAGACUCAUGGAUCUCCUCGGUGGGAUAGCAGCAGUGGAGGUGGAGCCUCUGCCCAGGGCAAUAAUCCAGACUUUCUUUGCCAGUUUGGAUGGGCCCCGAGCCAGGUCUUUAGACGUCCCUGAGGCAGACCUCUCCAGCAUCGAGCCCACGCUCACCAGCAGUCUCAUGCCCUUCCAGAGGGAGGGGGUCAAUGUUGCAGUAUCUAAACAAGGCCGCCUACUCUUGGCUGACGACAUGGGCCUGGGGAAGACGGUGCAGGCCAUCUGUAUAGCGGCCUAUUACAGGAGUGAGUGGCCCCUGCUGGUUGUGGCUCCUUCCUCUGUGCGAUUCACCUGGGCUGAGGCCUUCAGACGCUGGCUCCCCUCCUUGACUCCUGACAGCAUCAAUGUGGUGGUGAAAGCCAAAGAGAACCUACGAUCUGGUUUGGUCAACAUCAUCAGCUACGACCUCCUGAGCAGGAUGGAGAAGCAGCAACAGCAGGGAAGUCCAUUCAACGUUCUCAUCAUGGAUGAGUCUCACUUUCUGAAGAACAUGAAGACUGCUCGUUGUAAAUCAGCUUUGCCUCUGCUAAAGGCGGCAAAGAGAGUGAUUCUUCUGUCUGGGACCCCUGCCAUGUCCAGACCAUCUGAGCUCUACACACAGAUUCUGGCUGUCAGACCUACACUCUUCCCACGGUUUCAUGAUUUUGGGAUUCGCUACUGUGAUGCCAAACAGAAUACUUGGGGCUGGGACUACUCAGGCUCCUCUAAUCUUGGGGAGUUGAAGCUGCUGCUGGAGGAGAGUCUCAUGUUGCGCCGUCUUAAGUCGGACGUUCUCUCCCAGCUUCCUGCUAAACAGCGAAAGGUUGUGGUAGUGACUAUAGAUGGGAUCAACACCCGCACAAAAGCUGCUCUGUCAGCUGCAGCCAAGGAGCUGUCCAAGGGACAUCGCAGUAAAAUGGAAGAGAAGGCAGCCCUCCUCGUCUUUUAUAACCACACAGCUGAAGCCAAGCUGCAAGCCAUUAUGGAGUACAUCACAGACAUGUUGGAGUGUGGGAGAGAGAAGUUUCUAGUGUUCGCCCAUCACAAGUUAGUCCUGGAUCAUAUCACCACCGAACUAGGAAAAAAGAAUGUCACUUACAUCCGUAUUGACGGGACCACUCCGUCAUCUGAUCGACAGCAGCUCUGUGAGAGGUUUCAGUACUCGACCAAGAGCUGCGUGGCUGUUCUGUCCAUCACUGCAGCCAACAUGGGCCUCACCCUGCACUCCGCUGAUCUGGUGAUUUUCGCCGAGCUGUUCUGGAACCCAGGGGUUCUCAUUCAGGCAGAGGAUCGGGUACACCGCAUUGGACAGACCAGCAAUGUGAACAUUCACUACCUGGUUGCCAAGGGAACUGCUGAUGAUCACCUGUGGCCAAUGAUUCAGGAAAAAAUGAAUGUGUUGGAGCAGGUUGGUCUGUCUGAGUCAAACCUCUCAGACAAUGCUGUGAACACCAGCUUCCACUCUAAGGACCCAAAUCAGAGGAGCAUCAUGGAGAUGUUUCAGAGGUCUUUCACUGCGGAUGACAACAUUGAUGAAGCUGUCUUAAUGGAGGCUGCAAAUGACUGGGAGGACACGCCGCCAGAAAACACUUACGAACAACACCAUGGCUCGGUCGCACAAAGCCCCAGAAAAAAGAGCAUCAAAGACUUUUUCAGCAGAUGACUCAGGAGUGUUCAGUGUUGACAGAUUAUGUGAAAAUCACUUAAGAUGCUAGAUUUUAGCCAUCAUGACAUAUAUGAGCGAGUUUUGUUUUUGCAAAAGAUAAGAAAUGCUUCAGUUAUAUCAGCUAUUUUAAUUAAAGUAAAAUAAUACUCUAAUAAACCUUUAUUUUUGCUAACCAGAGAAAAUAAAUAAAUAUGUU
Molecule: messenger RNA, 3032 nt
Organism: Scomber japonicus (chub mackerel)
Lineage: Eukaryota; Metazoa; Chordata; Actinopteri; Scombriformes; Scombridae
Gene: smarcal1
Product: SWI/SNF related, matrix associated, actin dependent regulator of chromatin, subfamily a-like 1
Exons: 17
Coding region: 101-2833 (910 amino acids)
Biological process (GO): replication fork processing; DNA repair
Cellular component (GO): nuclear replication fork
Molecular function (GO): ATP binding; ATP-dependent chromatin remodeler activity
Source: RefSeq, a predicted model, not a curated record